AUGUAUUUUGCCACCUUUAAAAUUCUGCUUCAGGUCAUGUUCCUUACUUAUAUUUACGGCACUAUCAUGAGUAGUUUCAUUAAUUACGCAGUGAUGAUCAGCAUCGUGAAUGGAAACCGCGAUCUGCUCGCGCUGGCCAACUACCUCUACGGAUCUGGUGGCUUGUACUAUAUGGUGCCUGUCGGCCUGGCGGUUGGCGGUGGUCUUGUUAUCGUCCAUCGCAUCUUUAUGUUUUUCGUCCCCGAGAUCAAGGGCUUCUCAACCUCGGAGCUCAACCUGCCACAGUUUAUCCAGUACGCCGGCUACAUCCCCUAUAACGCCAGCCAGACCUGCGUCAUCUUCAGCCAGGUCAUCGCCGGCUUCUUCACCCAGUUCUACCUGCGCAACUACCGCCCGCGCAUCUUCAGGGACUACUCGUACCUGGUCACCGGCGCCUUCGACGGCGCCAGUCUCGCCGUGCUCUUCAUCCUGUCGUUUGCCGUCUUCGGCGCCGGCGGGCCGUCCAAGCCGUUCCCUACGUGGUGGGGCAACAACGCUGAUGGCUACUAUGAUCUUUGCCCAUCUUCUGAGUAG
Molecule: messenger RNA, 573 nt
Organism: Diaporthe citri
Lineage: Eukaryota; Fungi; Ascomycota; Sordariomycetes; Diaporthales; Diaporthaceae
Exons: 4
Coding region: 1-573 (190 amino acids)
Biological process (GO): transmembrane transport
Molecular function (GO): oligopeptide transmembrane transporter activity
Source: RefSeq, a predicted model, not a curated record